Molecule: messenger RNA, 9154 nt
Organism: Zootermopsis nevadensis
Lineage: Eukaryota; Metazoa; Arthropoda; Insecta; Blattodea; Termopsidae
Source: RefSeq, a predicted model, not a curated record
UCCUCUCGUCGACAGUACCACGUGUACAGCGAAGACGAAAGUCUUUCUAAAGGAUUUUGUGUUUAGCAUUGGGCAUUUCCGCGAAAAACUCUUGACGUCCGGCACAGAAAUAUAGCGCGACAUUCGAUUUUUGUAUCAUUGUAUAAUAAAAAAUUCGCUAAUUACUUUGUGGUGCUUUGUGACAUUGUUUGAUUUUAGGGUUUGAACUUCGGGCGUCAUAAAAUUCAGUUUCUUGCAUCUGGUGAUAAAAUACAACUUCUUGUGUCAUUUAGGCCUGAGGUACUGAUAUUUAAUUCAGCGCCAAUUGACCUGUUGUGUCUUGGUGUUUUCUGUGCAAGUUACAACUGAAAAAUAGUUGCCGUUACCCGUCGGUACCAAACGCCGUCACGUACAAUGUAUUUCCGUAUUCCGCACGGAGGAAGAGAAUCAAAUGUUUGCUGUGACAAAGUGCCUUAGGAGAAAGUGCGUCGAGAUGGUUUCGCUACACUGCAGUCACAUGUUUUAUUUUUCAGUGAUACCAACAGUCCUGCUUCUCGUUUGCAGCGAUGCUGAGGACGUCUUCAGGGAAGACCCAUUCGCUCUGUUGUCAGGCACGCUGAGAACGUACCAGCGGGUGGGCUGUGACGAUGAAGUGGUGACCCUCAAGUGUCCGCACGGCACCAGCAUCUCUGUACACGUAGCGCAGUACGGGAAGACUUCGCCCUCCACGGCGGUGUGUCCGCAGCGUUCCUCGUCGACCGGGGAGCAGGAACCUCCGCUGAACGUCACCUGCCUCUGGCCCACCGCCCUCCAGACGGUAGUGGAGGCCUGCCAGAAGAAACGACAGUGCAAGUUCCAGACUUCACCCAAGACCUUCGGCGGAGAUCCGUGUCCGGGCGUGCGCAAAUACGUCGAGGUCGCUUACAAGUGCCGUCCAUAUGAGUUCCGUAGCAAGGUGGCGUGCGAGAACGACGUUGUGCCCCUCAAGUGCAAUCCGAACGCGCGCAUCGCAGUCUACUCCGCCAGCUACGGACGAACGGAGUACGAGAGCAUCCAAUGCCCACAGCCCCAAGGCGUACCUGAGGAAACGUGUCUUGUGAGCUACGCAACGGAGACAGUAAUGAACAUAUGUCACGGCAAGCGACGUUGCACUUUGUCCGCUGACUCGGCGACCUUCGGCAGCCCUUGCAAGCCGGAAUCACGGAUGUACCUCAAGGUGGUCUACACUUGCGUGCCCCGCAAGGUUCUGAAGGAGCAUUUCGAGGAGCAGCCGUUGGAGGACGAGUUGGCCGCAGCAGCGACAGGGGACUCCCUGGACGAUGACGAUGACAUCGAUGGUUACGACACGGACGAGUUCUUCCGUGAAAGUGCUGCCUUCUCCCCGUCACCCAACCUGGGCGGCAACCCACUCGACAGAAAUCUUACCAAGGACUUCACUCAAAGAACCACCCCUAGACCACCGCCGCACGACAAGGCGAGGGGCGGCGCAGCAGACAUAGGGAAGUCUGGCCUGUAUACCACCCCUCGACCCCCAUAUAACAAUUUGUUCGUCCCCUCUCACUAUCCUGCUGACCCUGCUACAACCAAAGACAUGCAAGGAGAUGAUUUCUCAGAUGAGAAAUUCCGUGAAAAUACCAACUGUACCAUCACCAUUUAUACCAACGAGAAAACUCGAGUGAUUGGCUUCAUUUCCGAAUGGCUAAAUGCAUACAAAUUUCUUUCACAGAACCAAGAGAAGUUCUACUUGUACCUGAUCCUCAGCAUCACAGCAGGGCUAUUGUUGUUUCUGGGCUUGGUGAUCGGACGGCUGCUGGUGCAACGACAUCGGGCUCGAAGCGAGGCCAAGUUCCAUGCGACUGCAGCUGCUGAACAUGCACUCCCCAAUGGCUUUGCAGAUGACAUCAGUGAGAUAGAUGCUGACAUAGACCUGACCGUCGCAACACCAGUGCCGGUACCAGUCGUAGCUGUACACUCACCCCCUGGAAAUGUUGCUGAGGUGGUGCGGUAUGGCAGUGGGGCCUCAGGGACUCUGAGGCGUGGUCAGCUGGACCAAGAUGUGGGUCCCCCCCGGAGUCUGAACAGAGGUGGAAAUAGUCAGUAUUAUUAUGGCUGACCAGAACUGUCUGGCGGUCCUCUGGUGCUACCGCCACCACCCCCUGCACCACCUACCCCUGGCCUGUCAACUGGCAUCUGCCCAGGAACACGUACUUAUUGCUUCUAGUGCCAUCUAUCAACGGACACUACUAACUUUUUUAUAUAUGUGACCCAAUUAUGUGCUGAGAAGGUGAGUGUAGACAACUCAUUACCAUGGCCGGUACUCCUUUCACAUCUCAAUAUUUUCCAACCUGUAAUAGUUAUAGAUUCUGUCAGUGAUGAAUUUAACGUCAUCUCAGGUUCUAAAGUACUGUUUUUGUGUUGAUAUUUAAUAACAGUUAAUAUAAAAGUUGUAAAGUAUAAAUAUUUUAUAAUAUAUUUCCAUGUUGGAAACAUUAUAUCCAUAUCAAACCAAAUUUAUUUAUUUAUUUAAUUGUUAUCAUUUUGGGAAAGAGAAAGUUUUGUCCAUAUUCCCCCAAACUUUAUUUCAUUAAAUCUACUACUGCCAGAGGAGAAGAUGGCGGAGGAAAUGGGUAAGAAUGUCCAAAGUGUUACCAUCAGAUGAGAAUCAAUAACCUGAGCCGCAGUAUAAGGCUCACAGGACAUUCAAAGGGUAUGGUUUCACCAGUUAGAUUUGAAAUCUUCUAUGAACUCCAUGAUUACUUGUGUAUUUAAUCCCAUUAUUGUAGCUAAAUUCCUUUAAUGAUUCAAACAUUUUUAUUCUGUUGUCCUCAUAAAUUGCUUUUCUGCUGCUGUGAUGCCCAUUUCUUCUCAUUUGUAGUAUAAUCCAAGCUUUCUGCAGCAAGUUAACAACAGUAAUCUUACGUCUAGUAACUUAAAAUUUGUAUGUUGCUAACUAAAUUGGAUUCAAAUACUUGAUUUAUUACUCUCAUUACCCUGUUGUAAUCAGAAUUUUUCCUUAAAUUUUAUUUGUACAUGUGAUAUAAUAAUUAACAUAUUUAAAAAAAAUUAACUUGUUCAAUAACCUGUACAGUCUGUUUCAGACCUGGGCUAGGUCAACCAGGGGCCCAAUAGAUAGUCUUUGGCCUCUUCCCCCUAAUCUACCUGAAGACAGAAGCAGAAAUGUUCUGAAAUAUUGAAAUAGUUUUAUAAUUUAGACAAUGUACAAAGUCCAAAAGAACAAUUUCACAUAUUACACCAUGACUUUACUCCUGUGUGAAGCAUAAUUUGUGUUUCCCUUCAAACUGCCCUGUUCUACCAGUUAUCACGCUAUGAAUCAGGCUUGGUAUUAUGACACAGUUGGAUUGCUCUGUGAGUCUAUAAUUAGUUCAUCACAUUCAGAGAAGUGUAUCACAUGUACAUUUUAAUAGAAUUUUUCUCUGAAGGUCUGUCACCAGAGCCUCCCUCAAGAUAAACAGGAUUAUAAAGAUGUGUCUGGAUCUACUGGCCUGUCAUUGUUACUGUCACUGCUCAAAUCACAGUGUUACUGUGAAUCACAGGAAUAUCAAACCAAAUUUCAGCCUGAAGAGGAACUUCAGCAACAGUCAUGAAGAUCAGUGAUGCACAACAAAGAGACAGCAUACUGCAGAGAGAAGAGAAGGAAGUACUACAGCUUCUUAACAUAUUGCAUGAAUAAAAUUCAGGUUAUCUGUGAUCCUGUAGCAUAGCCAGGACGGGAAUGUGAUAGAAUGCUAAGAUACUGCACUAUUUAUAAUUACUAAUUUAUUUACAUGAAAACAUGCUUUUAAGAACAGUUAUCACAUAAACUCCUUCACACUGUCCAGUUGCACACUUCCACAAAUGUAGGUCACAAAAUUUUCUCAACAAUAUAAGUUCUGUGAAAGUAGCUAAUACGUAAAAUAAUUCAUACUUCUGAAAAAAGUAGUUGGCUAUUGUGCAAAUCAUCUUCCACAAAAUACAAUAAUUAAUUUCUUCUUUAGCACGGUUUUGAAAACUGAGAUCAAAACAGAAAACAGAAGUAUGUGAACAGAAAGAAGUAAAUUGUCAGGGAGACUACUUUUUGUUAAAUUGUAACUUUUCUUUUCAUUAUCUUUGUUGAACACUUUAUUUUAGGUAACUGUAUAGUAGUUUUCACGCUGCAUUUCUGGAACCAGAAAAAAUAUACUCAGGUUCACAGUUAAUUCAGGUUCCAUCUUAAGAUUAUCCUUUGCAUUUUCAAAACAUUUAGGUAUGACAGAAAAAUAUAUAAAUCAUAUAUGUUGUCAACAUUAAGGUUUGACGUCCUAUCCAAUGGGUACCAGGGUCCUUUCUCGGGGGUAAAGCGCAGCCGGGGCACGAUGCUGACCACUCACCCAAAUCUAGUGCCGAGGUUAAGAAUGAGUAGAGCUAUACCUCCUCUCCUCCCAAGCACCUACAUGACGUAUAGUGGGACAGCUUUAGUUUUAGUAGAGACAUGGCACAUCUGGCUUUAGAACCUGGCUGUGCUAUUGGAGAGGCUGUCAUGUGUAUGGGCCAGAAUCUUCCCCAAAUUAGAAUUGUUAACCACCGUUUUUAUGAAAGCAAUAACUGGAACUAAUGGAGAUGGAAAAUAGUGCACCAAAUUCUUUGAAACAGAGUUAUAAGUAAUAUCGAUAAAGAUUAAAAAUGCAAUGGUUUGCAUCAGGAACAUUUUACUUUCAGUAAGAAUAUCAGAAUAUACAAAAGUUAUUAACAUGAAUUAAAUAAAGUACCUUCAGUACAAAGCAUGUUAAUACAAAUGCACUUAAUGUGGCAUGUCACACAGAAACAUUGAACUUGUGUGUGGGGAUAGUCAUUUUGUUUGUAAUGUUUAUUAUAUGUAAUGGUGCGCACAAGUCCAAGGAGUUGCAGAGAAACUACACAAACACCAGAAGUACAGGGUCAUUAACCUUAGUUCGCAUCUUACUGAUGUGUGUCAAUACAUAAUUCCCGGUUCUACAAUUUUCAAUCCACACAUACACCAGGUGAAAGCACUUACAAUAUUUCUGCAGUUUUUAAGUGUUUUUAAAUUAAUUCCCAUGUUUCCCUUUAAUUUUUAUAAAAGAACUUAUAAGUAUCACCUCCACCCCUCUGAAAUCAAAUGUAUUUCUACCUUUCUUUCUGGAAAGGAAGCACUAGUUUUCAUCUUAAUGCAUUGUUUAUAUACAGUUUAAGGGAAGGAAUAAAUGACUCUCAGGGGUUGUAAUGUUCAGAGAAGUCAUUCAUUGUCAUCACAUCCACGAAGAGUUAACCUUAUCUCUGUUUACAGUGUAUAUCUGAACUUAGAUAAAUUACACUCAUAGAUUAAUAAAGUUGUUAAGAAGUUUGCCUCACUGUCCACCCAGACAGAAUGACAAGUAUUUGAAUAUUUUAAACAAAACUCCAGAAUUUUGAAUGUGAUGACUUAUUUACAACUCUGGUCUUAGUUUCCAAGUAUAGUUUUACACAUUUGUUUGUACGUGCCAAACUUGUUCUGCCAGUUUACCACAGGAACAGAAAUUUGAAAGCAUAAUGCUGCAGAGCACAGAGAAUGGGUGCUGACCAUUCUGGCCAGUAUAUGCCAAACAAAACCCACAAAGGAAUUUUGCAGUUACAAAUAAUGUAAAGGAUUGAAUGUGCUUAACAUAUUACAAGCAGGUACUAUCCUAACUUAAACCAGUGGUCUUGUAGUUGUUGCCAACAGAGUAGAACUAAAGCAAUCCGAGAUAAACUGGCAGUCUGGUGAAUGCAUUGGACAAUGUCAGUUACUUAGCUGCAUCAGUCAAUUGCCAUUUAUAUGUUUUAUUACCUGAACUGCACCAUUGAAUACAAGACAUUUAUUAUAUAUGAUGUACAAACUUCUUGAAAAUACAAAUAAAGUACAUCUCUAUAUAAAAUAAAUAACCACUUUGAAUUAAAUAUUUAUGUACUAAUAAAAGAAUGUGCAUGGCAUAUUUAUAACAUCAGUUAUGUAUAAAUAACAAUUUAUAGAUGGAUGAUAAAAUGUGCCAUAUAAUACUUUCUUGAUGAAUCAAUGUAAAUAGUUGACUAUUUAUUUUACUUUUAUUUCCUUUAAGUAACAGCUGUAAUUUAUUCAUGGGAAUGUUAUAAAGAACAAGAACUAGGGUCUGUAAGAUAUGUAAUGUAAGCAGCAUCUUGUCAUAUUACAGAUCUGAUGUAUUAAAAAUUCAAAAUAUGUAAAGUUGUGCAUGUUAUUCCAGUAUAUGUAAAAUAGUGGUUAUGUUCAAGUUUGUUCCUUCUCAUUGCUCUGGUAUGUCCCACAUUUCAUGUCUGUCUACUGAACACUAGAAAAUGAUGACUUGGAGACCUUUUUGGGGUGUGGUGCCAUGUCAUUAUGUCAGAAUUACAUUCUAGAAUUGAAAAUAGGGGAGUUUAUGAUUUUUUAAGAGCAUUAUUUUGAGUGGCCGUAGAAUAGUCCUGUGGGUAUAUUCACAAAGUGUAUCUGUCAGCUUCUUAAUACAGAUGUGAUACCUGUGAUUCUGUGGCAUUGGUUCCUUUUCAAAGUGCAUUCCUUUUGACAGACAUUGGCAUCAAUCAGUGUAUCCUUUGUGUAUCUCUUGGCAUAUGUUUUAUUGGUAGAACAUUUUAAUGUACAGUGCACUUAAAAAAUUACGUUCCAUUAUUAAUCUCUUAGAAAUCUUACAGGUGGAUCUUUGGAUUUGGCUGCAUUUUUUAUUGUUCAUUGCAUACACAAGAGCAUAUGAUAUAUAUUAUUUUAACAUGGUAGCAGUUACUUUAUGUAAGCCACAGUGUUUGGUACAGAAUAUGCUACAGUGUAGUGCAUUGUAAGUUUUAUUACAAAUAUAAUUAAGUCCUUAAAUCCACCAUCUUCGAUGUUAAUAAAUAAAUAAUGUACACAUAUGAGCAAAGAACAUAAGACUAAAAUCAGGGGUGAACCAGACUUUUGGUCCAUUCUGUAUUUUGCCUGAUGCAUUUUGCAUGUUGCUCUUAUUUUCUGGGACCAUUCAGUGCAAUAAAUAGGAACAGACUUUGCAUAGAGCUGAUGUGACCUGGUACAAAAAUAUUUGGUUGAUACCUGUCCUGUGACCUGGCACUUGGCUGGUAUCAGAGUAAAGGUAGUUUAAUUCUGUCAUCUGUGUUGAGGAAAAAAGAUGCAAUUUCUCAGUUUGUGUUGUAGGUGGUAACAAAUGAAACUGAGUAACAGUAAAUCUCCUAUCCCAUUUGUUUGUUUCCAAUGUUGGGAACUCUUUCAAACAUUGAUCAAAUUGUUGAAAAAAAGAACAGCUGAAAUUUUAAGUAGAAAUAUCCUGAAACAUGUGGGGUGUUAUAGAAGGCAGUCAUUGUUUGUUUCCAUGAGAAAGUAACAGAUUUACAAGUUUCACAAUUAAUUGUGCUUUAAUGUUGUUCAGACUUUGUCAUUCUUAGUUACUUGAUUGUGAUACACAUCUGUAAAUGUGUUGCUAUGGUUAUGACUAGAGUCUCGCCAGGCUUUUAUAGCUUAACUAUGGAUGGUAAUUUGCAAAAGUGGCAGGUCAAAUCAGGGGUGUUUUUGAUACCAUUCUGAGCAAGGAAACAAGAGGUGCUUGAAAAAUAUCCAUGGUAUAAUUUUUAAUUUUCAUAUGUGGCCGCUCAAAAAUUAGUUUCUUGCUAGGAGAUCUUUCAGCUUUGGCAGUAUUGACCUGACCUACUUGAAUCAUCACCAUGUGUUAUUUUAAUUCUUUAACUCUUAGUUUUCCUUCAGACAUACUUCAUAAACAUUUUGACCUAGCUUUGAAUAUUCUAUUAAAGUCCAAAACUCAUUUCCACCAUCCUUCCUUUUCAGUCUGUUACCUCCUUAUUUCUCUGUACCCUCACUUCACACUUUGAUUUCUUCAGUCUCCUCCAUUCUCACUUCUUUAGAUUCUCCAACAUGAAGAUUGCUGUCUUCUGGGAUGUUGCAAAACCCCAGAAUCCAGUCACCCUCAUACUCAGUUCUGUGAGAACCUAAGAUCUCCCACUCUGUGACGUCCUCUUUUUUUAUCCCCUCUUACAUCUGACAGAAUUCAGCAGACUUUCUCAUGGGGGAAAAUUGUUUUAGCCAUGCAAUUGAAAAGAUUACAGUGGGAUGAUAAAAUAUUUACAGCGUUGGUUCCCAAACUAUAUUUCUUCACAACCCAAUUCCAUUAAAAUUAUAGUUCUACAUUGGAAUAAUAACAGUUUGAAUAAUAUCAGGUGAGCAGAGUUUCCACAUAUUUCCAUAAGAAUAAAACAGUACAGUGUUUGAUUUAUGGUGUUGAAAAUUAUCUGUUUGCAGUUUUCCUACUUUUGUUGGUAAAAAGAAACCAUUUUGCACUUUUCUAUGGGUGUAGGAAUCAUCUUUGUUAACUUCGUCUCACCGUAUUGUAACCAGGAUAUGAAUGCCAUUAACAAAAAUUAAACACUAAUGGACUCAUCCGCAAAUAUCACGCACAUUGUUCGUCUAAAAUGCAGUGUUGGAAGUUACCUAGUCUGUUGAACAGGUUUUUGUUGCCUAUCCUCAAGUCUCACUGGUAGCCCUUCCUCAAUUUUCCUUCUGCAGUGCAAUGAAAUUUUAAUCUUCUUAUUGCCACACUUAGUGCUACAGGCUGUUUCAGAAAAUUUGACUAACACAAGUAGUACUUCUGUGACAGAUGAGAAGCAGAAAAUGUUGAAAAAGAAUUGCAUUAUAAUGUCAUUAUUUACAUAUGUGCAUGACUUAUAUGCAAUAUAAAACAAGCCUCUAAGUAUAAGCCUGAAUGGACUUGUAACAGGUCUACCAGAACCUGUCUUGUCAGUUUGGUUUUGUGAUGGAGAAAGAGUUAAUAAAUCUGGUAGGUUAUUAUUUGAUCAAAACACCCCUGUCCAUAAAAUAAGAUUAUUUUAGAGAGUAAUGUUACUGUAUAAAAAGAUAGGAUUCAUUGGACUGGAAGUGACUCAAACCAAUUGAGGGGGAUGUACAAAUCGAACAACUGAUGUCUCUAGUCGAAGUGUGGUGCCGUGAAGUGAUCAGAACACAAGGCAAAGUAGAAACACAACUCAGGUGAAACUUUUCUACAAGACACUUGGAGUGCAAUAUCAGUUUCUAUGUGGUCUGACAAGCCUUUGUAUAAAACAGAAUAAUUUAUGGGUAUGAACUGUUUUCAGUGGUCUAACCAUUGCAGAUAUUUGCCAGUUCUGUGAAAUUAUAUUAUAAUUUAAAUUAAAA